AGAUUCCGUUCUUGCUUGAUGGAUUGAUACCAAACAUAAAACGAGUCUAAUCCAAAUAUGGUAAUUAGUCCCAAUGACAUGUGUCUUGAGCUUCGACCAAUCAUCGUUUUUUGUUCUGCGACUUAGAAGAGGCUGUUGCACGGCCUCGUCCUCUAUCCUAAAGGGAGCUCUUAAACUAACAAUUAAUUAUGUGAUCUAUCGCGAACAAGACGAUUAGACGAUUUCUAUACCCUCCAACGCUUACUAACCCAACUGUCAAACCUUUCACAUCAGCAAUUGUAUUUAUAUCAUUAGUUUGCCGAUACGGUUCACAGCUCGUAAAAGAGCCAUGACGCGGCCCGACUCAUAGUCGAUUCCCUGUUCGCAUAUAGAAUAUGUGGCUCGAUCGGCUUGCCGGUCAGUCAACCUCUCCCGCUCCCUCCCAACCGGGUAGCCGUUCCUAUUCUCCUGCGCCUCGACGAACUACGAGCGGUCUCGGCCCGUACAUCACUUCGCAACAAAGACCUGGCCUAGGCAUCACUCCGAGAUCAUCAUCGUUGUCGUUAGCAUCCACCGAAUCAUCCGCCUCUUCCUUCUUGGCUUCUUCGAAGAGAGCCAAUGGCUCGACAUUAAAAGAAUCGCGGACGAUAUAUGCCGGCCCCGACCCCGUAGAAAUACUCGGCACGGUUUUAGGCGAUGACAAACAACAUGCGGGAUCAGCUACCAAAUCGGUGGUUGAAUCGGUCAGCUCCAUAUCAGCUGAAGAUCUCCAGCUGGAAUUUGAUUUUGGCGGAUUAUCUAUCAAAGAGCUAGCAUUAUCGGAGGAAACGGCAGCAGAUGGAGUUGGUGUAUAUAGACCGCAGGCAGCCGAAGAAUACGACCGAGAUAAAGCCAAGUUUGAAGAUUUACACCGUUCGAUUCGAGCCUGUGACGAAGUAUUAGGCUCAGUGGAGGUUAACUUAGAUAAUUUUCGAAAUGACCUUGCCACCGUUUCUGCGGAUAUCGAGACCUUACAAGCACGAUCGACCGCUCUAAAUGUACGAUUGGAGAACCGAAAAGCAGUAGAGAAAGGCCUAGGACCCGUGGUUGAGGAGAUUAGUGUAUCUCCUACGGUAGUAUCGAAAGUCGCCGACGGUCAUAUUGACGAAUCAUGGGUGAAAGUUGUUGCCGAGAUCGACAAAAGAGCAACUGCCCAUAAGAAAAACGCAUCGAGUGCACAAGGCAGCAAGGGUUUACAAGAUCUUGGCCCCUUAUUAGAAAAGUUAGUUCUCAAGGCUAUCGAACGAAUAAGAGACUUUUUUGUUUCUCAGAUCAAAGCUCUUCGAUCGCCGCAUAUCAACGCUCAGAUCAUCCAACAACAAAACUUCCUCAAAUUUAGGGACCUCUACUCCUUUCUCCACAAGCACCAUUCCGCCUUAGCCGACGAGAUAUGUCAGGCGUAUAUGAAUACUAUGAGAUGGUAUUAUGCCAACCAAUUCGCACGAUAUGAGAAUGCCCUCAAAAAAAUCAAGCUACAUUUAUUAGACAAGACCGAUGUACUAGGGAAUGAGGAUACUUCCCGCAGGGGCACUGUCCUAUCAAGUUCGAAAAUCGCUGGUCCACCCCACGAUGCCUUUAACUUGGGCCGUCGGAUCGACCUUCUACGAACCAACAACACAAGCGCUCUCUCUUCUUACCUAGCCGAAGAAGAUCAGUCCACCCACUACCUCGAAGUCCCUUUCCGCAACUUCAACCUCGCCCUCAUCGACAACGCAACGGCCGAAUAUACCUUCCUCGCGUCCUUCUUCUCCCCCGCCCUGAGCUACUCCUCCAUCUCGCGCCACUUUACCUACAUAUUCGAACCAACCUUCCAGCUAGGCCAUACCUUAACCAGAACUCUGAUCACGGAUACGUACGAUGCUAUUGGCGUCCUACUAGCCGUUCGUCUAAACCAACACUUCCAGUUUGAGCUGCAACGCCGCAAGGUCCCCGCCGCGGAUGGGUAUCUCAACGGCACGGCUAUGCUUCUGUGGCCGCGGCUGCAGUUUAUCAUGAACGCACACUGCGAGUCCGUCCGCGCCCUCACUACCGCCCUCCCGACGCGCCCACCGACCUCCAAGGCGGAACAAGGCAAGCUCUCCGCUGCCCCGCACGUCUGUACACAACGCUUCGGACAACUUCUUCACGGGAUCCUGGCUCUAAGCACGGAGGCUGGGGACGAUGAGCCGGUAGUCACAAGCCUUGGACGCCUACGUAGCGAGGUGGAAGCUUUUCUGACGAGGUAUAGCACGGCGUUCGGGAACGACAGGAGGAAACGGGAACGAUUUUUGUAUAAUAAUUACAGCCUGAUCUUGACGAUCAUUAGUGAUACGCAUGGCAAGUUGGCGGCUGAGGAGCAGGAGCACUUUGAGGGGUUGAAGACCGCUUUUCAGGAAGCUGCCUAGGAAUUCGGUGUUGGAUGACUGGGCGAACAGACGCGGUUAGAUAUGACAGGAUCGAAGAAAAAAACAUUAAAUGAGACUGCAAUUC
Molecule: messenger RNA, 2487 nt
Organism: Annulohypoxylon maeteangense
Lineage: Eukaryota; Fungi; Ascomycota; Sordariomycetes; Xylariales; Hypoxylaceae
Product: Vps52-domain-containing protein
Exons: 2
Coding region: 375-2402 (675 amino acids)
Biological process (GO): endocytic recycling; Golgi to vacuole transport; retrograde transport, endosome to Golgi
Cellular component (GO): GARP complex
Molecular function (GO): syntaxin binding
Source: RefSeq, a predicted model, not a curated record